CACCCAAAAAGCCAUUUAAAAACAAGGCGCAUUUUAGCCACCCCACCCACCUUCUUCGGAGAAGUUUAAUUGGUUUUGUAACCCUGUAGCUGGUGGUGAACCUAUCAUAACUUAAAUCUCAUUUCCAUUCAAAUUCAACCAAGCAAACCUCUCUGUCUCUCUAAACUUUCUAACUUUUUUCUGAUCUGAGAGGUAGAAAUUUUUUUGGUUGAUUUCUAUCAUAGAUGGCUGCUCCACCUGCGAGGGCUAGAGCUGACUACGAUUAUCUCAUUAAGCUUCUAUUGAUUGGCGAUAGCGGUGUGGGUAAGAGUUGCCUUCUUUUGCGUUUCUCAGAUGGUUCAUUCACCACCAGUUUUAUCACCACCAUUGGCAUUGAUUUUAAGAUAAGAACCAUUGAGCUUGAUGGAAAACGGAUCAAGCUUCAAAUUUGGGAUACAGCUGGUCAGGAGCGGUUUCGAACAAUCACAACUGCUUACUACCGUGGAGCUAUGGGAAUUUUGCUGGUCUAUGAUGUGACAGAUGAAUCAUCUUUCAAUAACAUUAGGAACUGGAUUCGCAACAUUGAACAACAUGCUUCUGAUAAUGUUAACAAGAUAUUGGUAGGGAACAAGGCUGACAUGGAUGAGAGCAAAAGGGCAGUGCCUACCUCUAAGGGCCAAGCACUUGCUGAUGAGUAUGGUAUCAAAUUUUUUGAAACUAGUGCAAAGACAAAUCUAAAUGUUGAGCAAGUUUUCUUUUCAAUAGCAAGGGAUAUAAAACAAAGGCUUGCCGAUACUGAUUCAAAGGCAGAGCCUGCUACGAUCAAGAUUAAUCAAGCAGAGGCAGGCGGGGCUGGUCAAGCUUCCCAAAAAUCAGCUUGCUGUGGUUCCUAAGAAGCUCAAUUUAUUUCUGAGCGGGAGGUAAAUCCUGGUGUAACACAUGGAAAAGGAAAAUGGUAAAUGGAAAACAAAAGAACUAAUUGUGAUUGACAAUAUGAUGGGUGCUUGUAAUAUUUCUUAUGUCAUUCUUUUUAAUCUUGCUUUAGUGUGUGAAAUGUAGUCUUUAAUUAUCGAGAAUUUUAUUUUGUGGCAACAGUUCUUUGUAUCUUCUGACACAAUUUUCUUUUCUUUUUUU
Pistacia vera is the source of this 1113-nucleotide messenger RNA. Its product is annotated as ras-related protein RABE1c-like. Gene Ontology annotation, biological process: protein secretion; regulation of exocytosis. Gene Ontology annotation, cellular component: plasma membrane. Bases 225 to 872 code for a protein of 215 amino acids. Lineage: Eukaryota; Viridiplantae; Streptophyta; Magnoliopsida; Sapindales; Anacardiaceae. The transcript has 9 exons. Gene Ontology annotation, molecular function: GTPase activity; GTP binding. The record is from RefSeq and is a predicted model, not a curated record.